AUGAGUGAACAAAUGGAUGCAAGUAAUAAUGAUACUCCUACUAUCAGUCAAAAUUCACAGACAACUACAAAUUCGAAACUUAAAUUAACAAUUAAAACUCCAAAAGAUAAAAAGGAUAUAUCAAUUGAUGCAUCGUCAACUGUUAAAGAGUUCAAAGAUCAAGUCGCCAAAGAAUUUAACUCGUCGGUUGAUCAAAUUUGUCUGAUUUAUUCUGGUAAAAUUCUAAAGGAUGAUGAAGAUCUUAAAAAGCAUGAUAUAAAAGAUGGUGUAACUAUUCAUUUAGUUAUUCGAGCACCAAAAUCGGAUACAAAUUCAAAUACAGCCGCUAGCUCAACACCUCCUCGAGUUCAACCCGAACCUACUACGCGUACAGUUCCAACUCAACAACCAAAUCCAGUUGGCAAUUUUCCAUUCGGUCUUGGUGGUAUGCCAGGUAUGGAUACUUUAAAUUUUGGUGAUAUGCAACAACAACUUCAACAACAAGUAAUUCAAUAG
Messenger RNA from Rotaria socialis, 495 nucleotides. NCBI's taxonomy places the organism in Eukaryota, Metazoa, Rotifera, Eurotatoria, Philodinida, Philodinidae. The record is from the annotation of a GenBank genome assembly.